GUGCAAAGAAAGAAAAAAAGCAAUAAUGUUGGCGUACAGAUCGUCGCCGUCGUUGUAGUUAGAAUAGGUGGCGGAGUAGAGAUGUAGAUGUAGAGAGAGAGAGAGACGUUGAAAAAGCAAAUCUUUCUUCUGACAAAAACUUGGGCUGUCAUACUUUUAACCGCCGAUUGCUCUCCUCAUCUCCUUCGUUCUAAAGAGGGGAAAAUAGGACAAAAUUGGCGCCUUCCCGGAGUUCAUGCAGGUCCGAGGAGAAUAAAUAAGAAAUUAUGGCAUCAGAAAGCGAGAGUACUGCUGAUCCUUCAGGUCCUAUUGCAUCAGACAGAGAAAAUUUUGACCUUUGCGGGCCUUUGCACCUGACGACAGUUGAUUGGAAAGAUCCCAUUCACCGAAGGUCUGUGGCAGCUUGUUUGGUUCAGAGUGUGUAUGUUUUGGAACGAGAUCGCCAAGAAAAGCGAGAAGGGAGCCAAGCCCUUGCUCCUCCUUGGUGGAAGUCUUUCAAUUUUCAGCUACACUCGCAGCUUAUUGACGAUGCUGAUUCUUGCGUGUUUGGUGCAAUAUAUGAACUCAAUUCCACAAACUCAGACGGCAAAGAUUCAGCUCCACGCUAUGUAAUUGCUUUUCGAGGCACUAUAACCAAAGGCGACGCCUUUACACGAGACCUUGAGCUUGACAUCCACAUAGUCAGAAACGGGCUGCAUCAAACCUCUCGAUUUGAGAUAGGGAUGCAAGCCGUCAGGCAUAUUGUUGCGACAAAUGAAAGUUCCAAUGUCUGGUUAACCGGUCACUCCCUAGGGGCCGCCAUGGCACUGCUUGCUGGCAAGAACAUGGCAAAGACGGGUGUUUUCCUCGAAGCGUUCUUGUUUAAUCCGCCGUUCUUCUCAGCCCCAAUUGAGAGCAUCCAGGACAAAAAAGUGAAGCACGGGAUACGGUUUGCAGGCAGCGUGAUUACAGCAGGCCUUGCUUUUGCCAUGAAAAGUAACCAACAAACAAACAGUUCGGGGAGUACAUUUGUUGCCUUGUCUGCAUGGCUGCCAUGUCUCUUUGUCAACCCGGCUGAUCACAUAUGCUCGGAGUAUAUUGGCUACUUUGAGCACAGAAAACAAAUGGAGGAUAUCGGAGCAGGAGCCAUUGAAAGGCUGGCUACCCAACACUCGAUCGGGGGUCUUCUGUUGAAUGCAAUGGGUAAGCAAUCAGAAGAGCCUCUGCAUCUUAUACCAUCAGCAAAUCUAACGGUGAACGUAACCCCGGCACGAGACUUCUAUGAUGCUCAUGGUAUUCAUCAGUGGUGGAGACCUGAUCUGCUGUUGGAUUCAAAGACUUACAACUAUAGAUAACUGCAUUUCUUUCAUUUGUAAUUAGUUCAUUGUUUAAAAUGUUCCCUCAUUAGCUUGAACUUGGAAAUGUACUGUACUCAAAGUGCAACUAGAUUGAAAUAAAAUCAUUGUAAUUCUCCACUCCACCUCUGCAUGGAUAUGGCGGUUUUUCAUCUCAGUUUUCUGCCUUCAGCUUCAGUAGUCUCCCAUUAGAAGGACUGGAAAACCAUAAGAAAAGACUUCAACUAAUCGAACAUGUCAGUGUAGGAUCAAUCACAAUGCAAAAUACAUAUCGCAAUACAUAAUACUAAAACAUUGCCCCUAACAGUGAUCUUGUACCGAUCAUAUACAGAGAAAAAUAUUACACUCUGCAAUACAAAAGUAGCAUUAAGAAAAGAAUAAAGAGAAAGAGAGAGGUAAGGUUUGAUGUAAGAAACAAUUUCAUAUUUCUUG
This is a messenger RNA of Sesamum indicum (sesame), 1766 nucleotides long. NCBI's taxonomy places the organism in Eukaryota, Viridiplantae, Streptophyta, Magnoliopsida, Lamiales, Pedaliaceae. The record is from RefSeq and is a predicted model, not a curated record.